This is a messenger RNA of Theobroma umbraticum, 1029 nucleotides long. The record is from RefSeq and is a predicted model, not a curated record. Lineage: Eukaryota; Viridiplantae; Streptophyta; Magnoliopsida; Malvales; Malvaceae.
AUGGCUUCAUUUCCUUCUCUCUGUUUAUCCAAGCAACAAUUGAUUAGCAUUCUUCUUCUCAUUACUGUCUUCUCACGUGUGACCGAUAAACCUCCUGCUGCCUUUCCACCAUAUGGAGAGACAUUCUUUAAUCAACCGACAGGGCGAUUUUCUGAUGGUCGUUUAGUCAUUGAUUUCUUCGGUAACAUAAUUUCGGACUUCCAUUGGUACCACCAAUUUGGAGCUGGUAAAGGAAGAAACCAAACGUUUUUGAAGGGUGUAAAUUUUGCUGUGGCGGGUGCCACAGCUCUUGAUAAUGCAUUUCUGGCACAGAAGGGAAUCAUAAAUCCAGUCACAAACGUUUCUUUGGGAGUUCAAGUAGAAUGCAAUGAACUCCUUGAAAACUCCUUGAUUCUCAUGGGAGAGAUUGGUGGAAAUGAUUUCAACUUUGCAUUUUUUGAAGGGAUUACGACUGAAGUGAUUCAAGGAUUGGUCCCUGAUGUUAUCAAUGCCAUUUCUUCAGCAAUUCAGGAGUUAAUCAAGCUGGGGGCAGCGACAAUUCUGGUUCCAGGAAAUCUACCAAUCGGAUGUCUGCCAAUCUAUCUAACGCGUUUCCAGACGUCUAAUAAGCAAGAUUAUGGCCGCUCUACCGGCUGUCUGAACUGGCUAAACGACUUCUCCCAGUACUAUAAGGGAAUGCUUAAAAACGAACUAAACAAAAUCCAAAAGCUUCAUCCUCGUGCCAACUUUGUUUAUGCAGAUUAUCAUCAGGCUGCAAUAACCUUCUAUCGUUCUCCAAGGCAGUUUGGAUUUAAUAGCACUCUUACUGCAUGCUGUGGAGGGGGAGGUCCAUACAAUUUUAACUUCUUGUUAGGUUGCGGUAGUCCAGGCAGGACAUCCUGUGGUGAUCCUUCCUCGUAUGUUAGCUGGGAUGGUAUCCAUCUCACAGAAGCAACAUGUGGAUUGAUUUCCAAGGCGCUUUUGGAUGGCUCGAGUACCAUUCCUCGGCUCAAGAUCCCAUGUGCCUCAUCAUCUGCUGCAAGUGAUUAG